GCAUACCUGUUCGCGACAGGGACACUUCUAUUGUGACGGUUUUCUGUGAGCGUCGAACUACCUGGUCGUGGCUUGGUGUACACAGGUGUUUACCUUAGGUGACAGCUAGAAAGGUGCAUCUACCUCGAAUUUUUCCUUUUUUCACGCUCUAUACGUUCCUCGUUCGAGCGUCUGUGAUUAACCUGUUCACUCGACUGUGACCGAUUACACCAAGUGGAAGAACUUAGUCUUCGUAUAUCGACGAGCAUAAUUUCGUUGCAUUUCUGUGGAAUUACCUAUCGUUCGGUUCAAGUAACGGCAGGUUCUACCAGUGUGGCUGUGCACGAUCGAAAAAGUUCGGACGCUCGUCGGUCCUCCAAGUCGUGUCGAGCUUAGGCUACAACCUGGCCGAUAACGAAGGAUGGUAAGCUUCCGUUCGCCUGGCGUAAAUGUCUCGACCGCUAACAGCGUGGCUACAACGCGUGUCGUCGUGUCCGACAGUGACGUAGCUCGUGAUGGUGACGCCAUCUUACCGAGUGCCCGCCAAUCAUAUCGUGCGGAGGACGAGGGUGGAACUCGCGUAAACGGAGCUCCUGGCGCUAUCGAAUGGAGCGAAAGCGGUCCGCCCUCGCUUUCUAUGUCAGUCGAUCUGCAUAAUCUGGUCAAUCCGAAUCUCCAAGACUCCGGGCAUUAUUCAGCAAGUCCCGAACACGUCGAUGCUACCGCUUCGUCCUGCGACGUUAAGGCCGUCAGAAGUCACGACGAAGAGGAGAGCUACGAAGCCUUUGGAUCUGUCGAGGGUGACGCCGAUGACGGAGUGGAUUCACCGGGUGGUAGCAGUUCUGCGCCUUCACCCACCGGCACCAAUUCUCUUAGGAAUCCUAGAAGUCCGAAUUCAACGAUAGGCAGGCACUCUUGGUUACGGACGUCACUUAGAAGAACACCACCGUGUUCCGGUAGGAAGAGACUUAGUUCCAAUGCAUUAGCAAGCCAACUGUAUCGAAGUGGCAGCUUUAAUAGUUCUGGCAGGGGCUCGAACUGUGAUCCCGCGGACGAUAUGUACAGCGAUGUCUCCCUCGAGGAUGAUGUCAUCGAUCUCAACCAUAGAGUUCAAAUGAUCCAGGAACAAAUGCAUGCUUUAGUAGAUACUCAAUCGGUCGGGGAGGAGCGAUAUGCAAGAGCAAAACAGGAAAAUGCUACGUUGCAGGCAAGAAUAUUAAUGCUAGAAGAAGCUGCCAAAGAUGCCGAAACUAGAGCCGAAGAAAGGCUUCAAGCGGAGCAACGAAGACAUAGAGAAUGGGCAAGUCGUUUAGAACGAGAACGACAAUUGCAAUUAGAGAAUUAUGCCAUAAAGUUACAAGCAAUAGAGUUAGAAGGAACCAGUCUGAGAGAGGAAAUAGUAAGGUUACGCGAGCAACUUGAAAAAGUAAAAACAGAAAAAAGUAGAUUGGAAAAUGAUCUUGAAGAAGUUAGAAGGGAAGUAGAGAUUGCGCAUGAAAAUGAACGCCAAGCAACAAGCCGGGCUAACGAAGUUCAUCAUCUGCUGGAAACUGCUAGAGAAGAACUAUCGACGAGAGUGGAGGAUCAACAAAGAAUAGAUGAAUUAAUGCAACAGGUGGCACAACUGCAGGCUCGUAAUAAAAGUCUAGAAGAAUCACGGGACGAAUUGCAAGCUGCAGCGGCUCUGCAGGCAGGCCGUGAACUUUUAAUGUUAAAUCCUUGUAACAGUACCGCCGAAAAAGGACCUAGUCUCGCUGUAGAAUUACUAGCUGGCAUAAACCAAGAUCAAAUGGAUGGCCAGAUUUCUGGAGAUUAUGGUGAUCUUUGUAGUAUAUCUGAAAUGAGGCAAGCUUUAAAGGAGCAGCAAGAGGUCAAUACGCAAUUAAGGGCGUACAUUGAUGGAAUCUUAUUAAAUAUAGUUGAAAACUAUCCUCAAUUGUUAGAAGUGAAACAAACACACUGAACUAUUGCAUAAAUAGUCACUCUGUUUAAUGUUAAUUGUUUAAGGCAGUUGUACAUUACAAUUCUUUGUUGGAACUUUUAUUUAUAGGUUUAUACGAGCAAUGUUGUCAUAAACUAUUAUACAAAUACUAUAUGGGAAAGAAUUUCCGUCCACGUGACCUUAAAAUUUUAGUAACAUGUUGCAAUUAAUUAAUUUGAUGUUUUCACUGCCACUGUUAUUACUUCAGCUAUACAUUUUUUUAUACAAAGCCAGUGAGUGAAUUAAAACAUUAAAAUAGGGAUUAGGUAAAUAUGCAUGAAAUGUAAUUAAAAAGUCAUUUUAAGCUUCAUAUUGUCCGAGUUUUGGAAUUCAGGGCCUUACAAUGUUGCCUUUGUAGAAAUGGUAUAAAACUAUUUUCGAACGUUCAAUGAAAUUUAAUAUCUAUGUACUAUGAUACGUACGUACUAUAUUACGCAUUAAAUCAUGCUUUUUCUUUGCGAGAAGGUAAAUGAAAAGUAUUUAAAGGUUCUUAGCAAAAGAAAAGGUGUAUAGCUGCAUUCAGUAUCGUGAAACUUGUGAUGCAACAGAAAGUACCUACAAAAUUUAAUACUUCCACCCCAUAGUUUACAGUACAUUUAGACAUUUAUACUGAAUGACAUAGAAAAAGUAAUUGAAUAAUUAUAUUUUACUACCUCUAGUUUCAUCCCAUGCAUAAAUCCUACAUUGAUUUUAGUCAUUUUUUAUAUAUGCCCAAAAUUGUUGAAUG
Colletes gigas is the source of this 2687-nucleotide messenger RNA. RefSeq names its product rab11 family-interacting protein 4A (gene nuf). Lineage: Eukaryota; Metazoa; Arthropoda; Insecta; Hymenoptera; Colletidae. Bases 401 to 1942 code for a protein of 513 amino acids. Gene Ontology annotation, biological process: endocytic recycling; regulation of cytokinesis. Gene Ontology annotation, cellular component: cleavage furrow; midbody; recycling endosome membrane. The record is from RefSeq and is a predicted model, not a curated record. The transcript has 10 exons.